GUGACGCUCCUACUAAUAUUACGUGUCAUACACAACACACAGCCUUUGAAGCUCAAACGCGACCGAGUCGAAUCACAUCUCUGCUCACUCCCCACUCGCUCAAUUUUCUUGCAUAUCAAUUAGGAACGGCGUCGUUUCUCAGCCGAUCCGAACCAGUCUUCGCUUCAGUGAACCUGAAAGUCAGUAGCUUAAUAGUUAGUACUUUUGGCAAAAGUUUUUUGAACUCAGGCAGUCAUGAGUUUUGUUUUCCGGGGGACAAGAGGCGAUAUUGAGAGUGGAUUUCCGGAAUUCAUACCAGAGCGGCGUGCAAUGCGUGUUCAUACAGCACGCUCUGUCAAUUCCAACUCGCUUGCUUUUCUCGUCACAGUUCUUUUGCUAUUUAUGAUACUGAACUCGCAUCAAAUGUCUCCUAAUUUCCUGCUGUGGCUAGUCCUUGGGGUCUUUUUGAUGGCUACAACAUUAAGGAUGUAUGCCACCUGUCAGCAGCUUCAAGCGCAAGCACAGGCUCAUGCCGCAGCAGCCAGUGGCCUUCUUGGUCAUACUGAAUUGCGGUUGCAUAUGCCACCAUCCAUAGCACUAGCAACAAGAGGGCGCCUUCAAGGUCUCAGGCUUCAGCUUGCACUUCUUGACCGUGAAUUUGAUGAUCUAGAUUAUGAGACUUUGAGAGCUCUGGACUCUGACAAUGUUCCAUCAGCUUCUUCUAUGAGCGAGGAAGAGAUAAAUGCUCUUCCUGUCCACAAAUACAAAGUUGUGGGUCCUCAAAAUGGUGCCUCAUCGACACAACAGGCUUCAGCCUCAGUACCUGCUGAGAAGAAGCAAGAAACAGCUGAUGGUGGGAGCACCAAAGCCAUUGAAGAUGAACUGACCUGUAGUGUCUGCUUGGAGCAAGUUAACGCGGGGGAACUCAUCCGCAGCCUUCCCUGCUUGCAUCAGUUUCAUGCUAGUUGCAUUGACCCUUGGCUAAAGCAACAGGGCACUUGCCCAGUGUGUAAAUAUAGAGCAGGAUCUGGGUGGCAGGAAAACGGACAAGGUGCAGCAAUGGAUGCUUCUUACAUGGUUUGAUUGUGACAAUGUAACUAGUAGAUUACCUUACUGCUUGAUUAGGUGUAAGAACGAAGUCGAAAGGUUGUUGCCCAGGUUGGUGUAAUUGAUAUAGGUAUAUUGUGGUCGCACAGUAUUAUGUCAUCAACAUAACAAGCUUGUAUAUUUGAAUUCUUGAAAUUCAGAUUUUAUAGCAUAAUCUGAUCGAUCUUAAAGUUA
Molecule: messenger RNA, 1260 nt
Organism: Fragaria vesca subsp. vesca
Lineage: Eukaryota; Viridiplantae; Streptophyta; Magnoliopsida; Rosales; Rosaceae
Product: E3 ubiquitin-protein ligase SDIR1-like
Exons: 9
Coding region: 235-1062 (275 amino acids)
Source: RefSeq, a predicted model, not a curated record